CUUUCUUUGUAUCAGAAUAAAAGAAACAAAUCAACUAGAAAUCACAUUCCAGCAACAUGCCUUGCCUUUACAUCACCACCAACGUUAACUUGGAUCAAAUUGACACCGAUCCCAUCUUUUCUGAAGCUACUUCUGCUGUCUCUUCCAUCAUCGGAAAACCCAAACAGUUUGUGAUGGUGGUGUUGAAGGGGUCAGUGCCAAUAUCGUUUGAAGGGAACAAAGAGGCAGCGGCAUACGCAGAAAUAGUGUCAAUGGGAGGAAUCAACUCAGAAGUGAAGAGGAAGCUCAUUGCUACGCUGGGUUCCAUUUUGGAGGACAAGAUUUGUGUCCCCAGAACUCGCUUCUUCCUUAAGGUCUUCGAUACUACUGUCUUUCGCAGUGUCUCUAAACUCUAAUUCACAAUCCUCCAUUAUGACCAACAACCCUUUCCAUUGAUCACUUUCUAGUAAUGAUCAAUCAAGUCAUAUUUUGUACUCCUCCUAUUUGUUUCAUUACAUAUUUGCAACUUCAUGUUCAAUUCCUCCAGUUUCUCAAUUACAUGAAUCAAUUUUGUAAAGCUACUGGGGAAUAUACUACCUCCGGUUCUAAUUAUAAGAGCCCGUUGACUAA
Neltuma alba is the source of this 609-nucleotide messenger RNA. RefSeq names its product macrophage migration inhibitory factor homolog. Lineage: Eukaryota; Viridiplantae; Streptophyta; Magnoliopsida; Fabales; Fabaceae. The record is from RefSeq and is a predicted model, not a curated record. Gene Ontology annotation, molecular function: phenylpyruvate tautomerase activity. The transcript is spliced from 2 exons. The coding region runs from base 57 to 395 and encodes 112 amino acids.